AUGGCCUCUGAGAGGGAAAUUUUUAGCCUUACUGGACCAUCAUACCUGAAAACUAUUGAUUGGAAUAACUCGCAUCAGCGGAAGUCCAUUGCCGCAAGCCUUGUUCAGGGCGUCUACAUACUUGAACGUGACCGCCAGCAAAACCGCCUAGGCCCUCAAGCCCUUGCUCCUCCAUGGUGGGAAUUCUUCGAUUUCGUGUUGAACCAAGUUCUAGUGGAUGAGGACGACCAUUCAUUCUUCGGUGCCAUUUAUGAAUUCAAAUUCCACUCUCCACAUCCCAACUACCCCGGCGGCCAAAAUCCCCCAAAAUACGUGAUAGCCUUCCGAGGCACAAUCAACAAACCGGGCAACAGGUCACAGGAUUUCAAGCUAGAUGUUCACUGCAUUAUCAAUAAUCUUCAAAAGAGUUCCCGUUUUCGGGUUGGAAUGGAAGGUACCCAGAACAUUGUCUACAACGCCGGACUAGGGAACGUAUGGUUAGCAGGACAUUCACUAGGUUCAUCCAUAGCACUACUAAUAGGGAGAAAUAUGGUCAAGAAUUGUAUUCAUAUCGAAACUUAUCUCUUCAAUCCACCAUUCAUGUCUCCUCCAAUAGAAAGAAUAAAAAACGAGAAGCUGAAGCAUGGAGUGAGGUUUGCAAAUAGUGUUCUCACUGCAGGACUUGCUACUGCUUUCAACGGUGCUCAUAAACCAAAGGCUCCACAAGACGAUCCGUUUAUCGUGUUAUCUUCUUGGGUUCCGUACUUAUUUCUAAAUCCGUCUGAUCCUAUAUGUUCCGAAUAUGUAGGUUACUUUGAACACAGGGAGAAUAUGGAGAAAAUGGGUGCUGGAAAAAUUGGAAUGCUUGCAACUCAGCAUUCGAUAGGGAGCAUCGUCACGGCUGCACGUGGAAAUGAUUCCGAACCAGUCCAUCUUAUUCCUUCUGCACUUGCAACGCCAGAUCCGAGGACAUGCAUAGGAUCAGGCAAUGCUGCAGAAAUUAAAAGUGCAAUUGAAGCAUUUGAUGUUGAGACUGUAAUUUUUUAUGAUGAACUAUUACCCGGGUUAUUUUCUGGAUAA
Molecule: messenger RNA, 1059 nt
Organism: Fraxinus pennsylvanica
Lineage: Eukaryota; Viridiplantae; Streptophyta; Magnoliopsida; Lamiales; Oleaceae
Source: the annotation of a GenBank genome assembly